AUGGCGCAGCCUCAGCUCCCGGUUUACAGCAUUUUCACGAUCAACACACCGUCAAUGUCGGUGACAAUAUCGUCCGACGACACUCCGUUGCCUGCAGAGCUUGGCGACGUGAAGCGUCCUGCCAGCCUGGUCACGGUCAACCAAAGCAUUGACCCGGGAGCGGAUACCGCUUCAACCAUCCCCGCUGCAGAACCGGUUGUCGAGGAGGCCUGGGCCGUUGUGGAAAAAGAGGAACCGGAACGCGCGGAACCACACGACUUCACGUAUUGGGACAAGCUCAGGCGCCGACACACAAAGACAGAGAUCAGAAGAUGGACUUCAUUCUUCCAAGAAACCCAACAGGACACCGCAUUCUACGGCAGGAACAUCGAAGUCGACGUCCCCGCUGCAGCAUAUUCCCAAGGCGUGUACUUCCAAAGACAACCGGACACAGUGGACGUGAAGGAGUUCAAGUUGCCCACAGAGUCUUAUGUAGCUCCGCCUGUAUGGAUCCGAAGAACACGGGGCACGUGCAAUGGACUGUUCCGCUGUGGACCAUGUGGCGACAGCCGCGCACUGUGA
Molecule: messenger RNA, 561 nt
Organism: Neospora caninum
Lineage: Eukaryota; Apicomplexa; Conoidasida; Eucoccidiorida; Sarcocystidae
Exons: 3
Coding region: 1-561 (186 amino acids)
Source: RefSeq, a predicted model, not a curated record